Messenger RNA from Wyeomyia smithii (pitcher-plant mosquito), 6049 nucleotides. RefSeq names its product MPN domain-containing protein CG4751. The transcript has 8 exons. Bases 207 to 4394 code for a protein of 1395 amino acids. The record is from RefSeq and is a predicted model, not a curated record. Gene Ontology annotation, biological process: double-strand break repair. NCBI's taxonomy places the organism in Eukaryota, Metazoa, Arthropoda, Insecta, Diptera, Culicidae. Gene Ontology annotation, molecular function: polyubiquitin modification-dependent protein binding; metallopeptidase activity. Gene Ontology annotation, cellular component: BRISC complex; BRCA1-A complex.
UACAAAAAAAAAAGUAAAAUGUCACGAUCGCUUGAACGGGUUGGGUUUUUACCGUGUUUGUGAAUUUUUAUUCCGUGAAUUCUGCAAUAAUAACCGAAGUAAAUUGAAUUAAAAACAGUUAGUCAAUGAAAUAGUACUACAAAAAGUUGAGUGUUUAUAAAAUCGACUAAUUUUUGAUUGGUUCGAAGCCGUAAAUUGUCUUAAAAAUGUCAACGAAAGCUAGCGAAGAGGAGUCGCAUCAUGACGAGAGUGACAUUACCGAUGAGUUUAUUGAUGAUGAUGGCGAUAAAACUGGAUAUUUUCCGGGCAAAACAAUCACUCUACAAAUGCUACUGGGGUCAAAUAUUCUUCAGCCAGGAAAGGCAGCUAUGAGCAUUGAAUAUUUGGGCCAAAAAUUUAUCGGUGACCUGCUUCCUGACGGAAAGAUAAAAUCGCACGAAACUGAAACCAUUUUCUGCUCGCCAAGUGCGUGGGCAAUUUAUUGCAAACGUAUUAUUAAUCCUGACAAAAAAUCCGGAUGUGGCUGGGCUUCGGUCAAGUACAAAGGUCGUAAGUUAGAUGCUUAUAAAGCAGCUUAUCAUAGAAAACAGUUACUGAAGGAGAAAGAUCAUAAAGACGACAUAGGACCUAAUGAAGAUAUAAUCGAAGAGAUUGAGGAAGACAAAUCAGUAAUGGAACCUCCACCUGUGCGUCGAAAUAUAGUUCAGCACAACACAGUCAGCAACAGAAAUAUUCUUCAUGACGCGAAUACGUUGAUUGAAUCAAUUCCGUUUACAUCAAUCGGUAAAAUGCAGCCAUUUCUGGUAUCCGUUAGCACUUCGACAGUUCUAUUGAUGGACUUUCAUUGUCAUCUAACUAAUAACGAAGUCUGUGGUUAUCUUGGUGGAACGUGGGAUAUUAACGCACACAACUUGUCCAUCACUCAUGCAUUCCCAUGUCGCAACUCGCGUUUUGAUAGGGAUAAGGCCGCAAUGUGUGAACUGCAAAUUCAAAAACUUAUGGUCAAGAAAAAUCUUCAUUUGGUCGGUUGGUAUCACUCACAUCCAAGGUUCCCAGUACAACCGACAUUACGAGAUUGUGAUGCUCAGCUUGAGUACCAAAUUAAAAUGAGAGGACCAACCGAGGCGUCCUACACUCCAUGCGUGGGAUUCAUUUGCUCUCCAUACAACGACGACAACCCAACAAUGGAAUCUAGCAUUAUGUCGUUUUGGGUUCUUCCGCCACCAGAAAAUCGACCAGCCGAAUAUGGACGUCCGAUGCUUAUGACGUACAGCUUAGUACCAGAUGAAACCCUUUCGGAAGACAUUAAGGAGGAAAUGAUGCUAACUGUCGACUACUAUAAACAGUUCAAACGAGAAUUGAUCAAUUUCCAAACAACUUACAAGAAUGAAAUCACAUAUAUCGAGAAAUUGAAAAAGACUUUGGUAUCUAAAUUUCCUCUGGAUUCAACAAAUGGUCACUUUUGGAAUUGGAUCCGUGAAUUGCUUGGAUUAGAUCACGAAGAAAUUAUGGUUGUUCCAGAGCCCCCUCCUCCACCAACUCUUCCCAUAAACAUACCCAAACUACCGGAACCGAUUUCCGCACCAAUGGUUGUGAAUUUGACCAACGUUGACGACUCAAGUGUGACUAUGGAAGCUAAAAACGAUGAAGACUUUGACGGUGUCUCUGAAAUGGGCGACUCGGAUGUUAUAUCACUCAAAGAUGAUGAUGCAAAGGCAUCUUCAUUGGCAAUUCCGAGCUUACAAGCGCAAUUGAAGCGACCAUCUGGUUUGAACAUGACUCCUUCCCCGUUGUCAAGUGCGUUGGUCGUAUUACCGCCAAGUCUCAACCAGAACAACAGUGUUCAAGGCAGCAACAACAACAACGUCAAUAAUAAUCACGGCGGGUCAAUCACAACUAACACAUCUCCACGAGACAGUCCUAUCACAAUCCCAUCUAACUCAGCGAGCCCGGCAAAGUUUGAAAUUCCAGUCCGAGCAAGCCCUUCACCGGCGAAAUCGGACACUUCGUCUUGUCGUAGUCGUACUCGCAACUCGCCUGCUCCCAGUCCGGGGAAGUUAUCCAUUGGCGAUAUUCUUGGAACUGGCAGUCGUAACAGUCCAACUUUAAGCUCCCUAAUCGGAAAUAUGGGUAGUAACGCUUCAAACAUCCAUGAUCUGUACGCUGCAACAUUCAACUCUCUAGGUGGUUCGAUACCAUCGAAUUUACUCUCGCAAGACUACGCCUCUCUGUUUCAAAAUACCAAACGCGACGAAUACGGUCUUUCGGCUCUGAACGCCUUGGCGCAAGUAGCUGCUGCCUCAGGAAUAUCUAAUUCACAAAUCAACGAGACCCUCUUACAUAGUCUAAACCGCAGCAUUUCAUCUAAAUCCGGCCAAACAUCGACCGUUACAACUGGAUCGGCAACAAUGACAUCUAGCACGGCAUCCGCAUCUUCCUCGAAUGCCGCCGCUGCUGCUAACUCUUCUGGAUUACCUGCCAUUCCUAACAUGAAAGAAUUUAUGCAGCAACUGGAGAAGGGAAAUCUCAGUUUACUAAUGCAGUCGCAGUAUGCUAAUCCGCUUGCCGGAAUGACUGGUCUUACCGGACAGGCCUCAGCUGGAUCCGGUGCUAUGGGAGGCAUUGGCUCAGGUGGUACAACCGGAACUAGUGGUAAAUCUAGCCGCUCUUCAAGCAAAUCUAGAUCGAAAUCUCAACAGCAGCAACAGUCCGUUCAGCAGCAGCUGCAGCAAGCUCAACAAAACCUACUGCAACAACAGCAACAGCAGCAGCAUCAAUCUCUGAUGGACUAUGCUGAUUUCAUGAGUAAAGCAGAUCAAAACAAACUUGCGGAUCUUAUGAAGUCUCCUGAAUACUCACAAAUGUUGCUACAGCAGGCACAAGCUCUAGGAAGUCUUGGAAGUGAAAUAUCUAUUAUCAAGAAGCCAUCAUCAAAGGGAACCACCGGAGGAUCAGCGAGUAGUAACAUUAAUAACAGUAGUAGCAACAGCAAUAACAAUAGCAACAAUGCCACUAGUAAUAGUAACAAGAAGGACUCAGCCAGCGAUUUAAUUUCAAAACUUCGUACUAUUUUCUCCACCGAUUCCUACUUGCCACCUAUGCCGACAGCUGCAGAUAUAAAUUUACUAGCUGAACAAUCACAAAAGGUCCCAGAGAUUCAGCAGAUCCUUAAUUCCGGUAAUUUGGAUGAUAUCCAGGUGUUGUUGAAAGCGCAAUCUCUAUCCAACAAUACGUUAGAUUUUGCUGCGUUCUUGCAAGGCACUUCCGGUAUCGGAUCUAAUUCCGGAGCAGGAGAAGGUAGCAGCAAAUCAAGUCGUAGUGCUGCUGCUAAGGAAGAACGUGAACGCGAAAAGGAGAGAGAACGAGAGCGUGAGCGGGAACGCGAACGAGAAAGGGAACGAGAUGCAAAUGCCGCCGCUGCGGCUGCAGCUGCUGCUGCUGCCGCUGCUAUGAACCCCUAUCUUUCGGCCAGCAAUUUGUCGGCACUUUUCGAACCAGUACAGCGUGCAUCGUCCGGUAAAUCAAACAGCAAAUCAGACAAGAACAAGAACUCAGCAAUCGAUCGUAACAGCAGCACCAAUGCUGCAUCUAAUCCUGCAGAAAUGUUAAAUAGCCUUUUCACGUCUGCUGUUAGUGGUGCUGGAGCUGCUGAUAUGAAUGCUCUGUUGUACGGACAGGGUAAAGUAGCCUCAGAUCUGAGUAUGCUUUUCGGUGCUGUGAGUUCAGCUCCAACGUCUUCCGCAAGCUCAAGUACAACAUCAACCGCUGCUGCUGCAGCUGCUAAGCAAAGUCUCGAUUAUCUCUCAAUGUUUCCAAAUUUUUCGUCUGUCAAACUGCCAGAAAUGUCGUCACUCUUUCAGUCGGAUAAAUUCGAAAUCCCAGACCCACUCGCUAAGGCAACACUCGAAGCAAAUAAUAUGUAUCUCGCACCUUCCGCUUCUUUGUUGAAGUUGCAGCAAGAGGCAUUUAACUCAAUGAUGAUGAAGCCACCGAAAUCAUCAUCUUCAUCUACAUCAUCAUCAAGCAAAAUUGAAACUCCGCCUCCAAUCGCUGCCUCUCCGGGUGCUCGAUCUACACCAACUAAAUCUGCUAGCCGCGACAGUCCUUCACUUGGACCGAAAUACAACUUUAGUGCCGUCGAUUUAGCUGUAUCAAGUGUGCCACUAGCCGCAUCAUCACCACUGGGAGCUGCUGAUUUAUCUCGUAAAACACCCCUAACACCACCAGUGGACAUGUCAACCCUAGCAUCUACUCCGCCGACAGGAUCAUCCGGGGCAUCUUCACAGAUCCUCCCUCCGUAUAAAAAGCGAAUGGAAUUUUCAUCGAUUGCUGAUCUUGUCGCUGCCCCACCCAGCAAGAUGCCAAAAUUGUCAUCUGACAAUUUGGAUCAGUAGAGUGUCGCAAUGACUGUGAAGAAACUCACUACCAGAAGAGUGGAACUUAUUUGGGCGCCAACCCCACCAUCCUGAAAAUAACGCAAACGAAGAGAUGUAUCCGAUUUUCGACGACCGCUGAAGAAAAAGGCAAAACUACUUACGUCUUGUUAGAUCUUCUACAAGCAUUCGACUGCAUAGGAUUGGCCCGUAAACCAGAUGUCCUCAGAGAGUUAGGAGUACCAACGUACCUCAUAAGUAGAAUUACAUUAUACUGCAUGACGGAAAGAACAACGCUUCAAUGGUCGGGACAAAGAACAGGGGAUUACAGCAACGUGCGAGGCAUAAACUAAGGGCCCAUUGUCAUCCAAACUAUUUGUGUAUCUACCGGAACAAGCGCUUUCGUAAGUGCAACAAGAAAUGCAGGAGUUUUCAUUGGGGCAAGCUGACCGAUUCAGCCUUCCUUGUUUACGAGCCAUGUCGAUGAUAUAAUUGCCAUAUUAACCCAUCAGCUCCAUUUUGACUCCUACUUUUCAAGCACUCGAGUUAGAACUAAACGCGAACAAAACGCAUGUACUUAUACGAGAUCCAUUGGUAACGGUAUUGAACCUGAAACUUGCGGUCUAAAAAACCUAAAGGUAGUCACAAAAGAGAAGUAUUUAGGAAUAUACCUCACCAAUGCUCUGAAUCGAAAGAAAGCAGUUGCGGAAUUCAUCGUGAAGGCUUUCAGGGUAUACAGAAGUGUACUAAGCUUCGUGAAAAGCUUAAAAGUCCCAUGUAGAACGACGAGAAAAAUUUACCACACGGUCAUAGCUACAAUCGUAAGGCCUGUAUUCCUUGUGUAACUUUUUUGUACGUGGGUGAAAAUUAAUAAAAAGCUAGGUAUAACUAGUUUGGAGUGUAUUAUUUACAUGUGAAAAUUUUCAUAACAAUCGGUUCAGUAGUUACUGAGAUGUCAUCGAAACAAGAUGAAAAUCGCCAAAGAAUUUUGCGCGCUGUGAUGGAAAAUCCGAUUGCGACCAUGAGAUGGAUCGAAAGACAACUGGCAAUCACCCAUACAACUGUGUAUCGGGUGGUAAAAUCGUCCCAGACGACCGAGCGGCGGGCUGGAAAUGAACAAAAAUUGAAGACAGCUGACCCUCUGGGAGCCGGAAGGUGUUGGAUUAUUUCAAGCGUAAUCCAAACCUGUCGAUUCCCGAUGCUCUGGAGGCAAAGUAUUUCGCUUGGUUCGUUCAGCAAACCGUAAAACGAGCUGGGCUUCAUGUAUUCAAGGUCCGGAAGGCACCGAACCGGGGCGAUCAACAAAACAUGGCGGCCAAAUCCCGCGCAUGGAAGCUGUAUCGAGAGUGGUUAACGAUACUGAUGUGUGUAGUUAUGGAUGACGAAACCUACAUCAAGGCAGACGCAAAGCCGAUACCGGAGCUGGAGUUCUACGUUGCCAAAUCACGGUUUGAUGUUCCGGAAGACAUAAGAAAGAAGAAUGUGGACAAACUGGCCAAAAAACACUUGCUCUGGCAGGUCAUAUACCAAUGCGGAAACUGAGUAGACCGUACAUCACAACGCUGCCAUGCUAUAACAUUAUGACGUACAUCCAUUUGAUCAGUUUAUCAAUACGGCCCAAAAACGAACGGGUUACUUGCCACUUUUGUGACUUGAAAUGGUGCAUACGUCAUUUU